CUUAUGAUGUCGGUGUUUAAAAAUGGCAUCGAGCCUGGCGAGGGGUCUAGUAGUGCCGCUGCGCUCGAGUCUGUGUACCAUGUGCUGUCUCUCCUGCACGCACACUUUGUCGCUGGUGCUCUGCGUCUUGAGCCUGACCCCGGCGUCGGUGGAGGCGGGACCCGAGACACUGUGCGGGGCGGAGCUGGUGGACACGCUGCAGUUUGUGUGCGGAGAGAGGGGCUUUUAUUUCAGCAAACCCACAGGUUAUGGGCCUAACUCGAGGCGGACACACAACCGCGGGAUAGUGGACGAGUGCUGCUUUCAGAGUUGCGAGCUGCGGAGACUGGAGAUGUACUUUCUUACAGCGCCCGACCAAGGCGGGCAAGCAUUUGCUUUUCUUACGCCACAGCGCCACACAGACCUCCCUAGAACAGCCAAGAAACCUAUUUCUGGCCACAGUACGUCCUGCAAGGAUGUCCAUCAAAAGAACUCCAGUCGAGGGAACGGUGGAGGGAGGAACUACAGAAUGUAGGACCACCAGGGGCCAGCCAGAGAGAGGAAGAUGAAGAGGAAGAGGAAACUGGCAGUCAUGUGGACUUGGGAGACAACAAAACAAACAAACAAACAAACAAACGAAAAAGGGUGAUGAUUGUUGUGGCCUCAGCUUGGCAUGGUCCACAUCACACGCGAGAAACAUGAACGAAAUGAAAACAUAGAGGUUGUAUAAGGCCAGUGGGUAAAUCUGUCCACCAAAAAACAACACACAUAAACAAACAAAUAAGAUUGCACAUUGCACCAUACCAUAACAAAUCGCUAAACCAAAUAGAAAAGAGGGAGUAGUUACGUGUGAGGACAGUGGUGGGUUCUCAGUAAACUUAAAGAAAGCUGAUGUCCAGUUUAUAGUCAGGAACUGGAUGUAGCGCCGUCGAUGCCUCCUGCUCAAUGAAUUCCCUGGAGUUUCCAUUCACCCAGAGGCUCAGCCAAUGGUGGGCCAGCAAAGGCUUCAUCUGUAAGCUCAUUGGACUGCAUCCUCCUUCAACCACUCCCCUCACCUGCCCCCCAUCAAAGCCACAUACACUUAGUUUAGUCAGGUAACCUUUAUUUUGUUUGUCAAAUUGAACUUAAGUACGUCACACCAUAUGUCACAAAAGAGCAUUUCUAUUUGGGUUGGCUGUGAUGAAGACAUUGUUAAUGGACAGUAGCAUCUUUCACAGUUCUCUUGUGUUCUAGUUUUUCAGCUUUGCACUGAGAGUUGCGCAGGACUUUUGCUUGUAUUUGUUAUGUUGUCAUUGCUGUUAUCAUAGAUACCACAAAUGGUCUGUGUCCAAGGCCUUCACACACACACACACACACACACACACACACACACACACACACACACACACACACACAUACACACACAUACACCCUUGACUGAUAUAGGCAGAAUGGGGACCAUGGCUGUCUCCGGCUACACUUGUUAUCUGCCAUGCUUAUAAAUCAACAUACACCACUGAAGAACAGCAAGAUGGACAGCUCAUCACUUAGGAAGAGGCUUAUGGGAGAUCUCUCAAUGUGUCUACAGAGCACUAGCCUAGCCUAGCUCAUCUCUUAGAAGGAGGCUUAUGGGAGGUCUCUUAAUGUGUCUAAGGAGCAUUAGCCUAGCCUAGCUUAGCCUAGCCACAAAUAGCGAUUUACUCUGGGACUGGUUCAGCCCUGAUAUGGAUCCCAUUCUGAGUUCUGGUUCUGAGCCUGAUGAGGGUUUGAUUCUGGACCAGACCCAGGCCUAGAGUUCAUCUCUAAGUCACCGGCUUGACAAGGCUAUAUUUGGGGCCUUUACGCAGAAACCAGACAGGAUAGGUUGAAAAACGAGCCUCUCAGAAUCAGAUCAUUAAUAAUUGACUUGACUUGGCUUGAUUUCCAUUGUUUUUGUUAGCUCAAAAGGUGGACCUUUGCUUCUUUUCUAAAAAUUCUGACUGCAUGGAUUUUCAUUUUAUGAAAAGAAAAAAAAAAAACAGGAAAAAAUGAGUGAGAACCGAGAAGAACGUCCACACCGAAGUGCAUACAUCAACCUACCGCCUGAGCACGUCAACUCCAAAGUCAGGAUACACACAGACACACACACACACACAAACACACACACACACACACACACACACACACACAAACACACACUUGCACAUCAACCAACCAAAUAUACAGCAUUUCUGAGAUUCACAUUAGAGUUUCACACUGGUAAGCAAGAAUACCAAACUGGCAUUCUGUGGGUCACCUUAACAGCACCGGUUGUGGUCCUCAAACUAACACACAUCACCACAACAGACAGGCCCAUCAAUCCCCCAGGGUCCUCACAAACACACAAUAUCAGAAUCUGUGUUUUUCGUACCCGUGUAUGUAAUCAAACCCAGUACUAGCAUUUAUGUUAGCCUAAUGCAUUCUUCCACCAUCAUAAUAGUGAUGGCUUCAUAUAGCAGAAACCAUAUUAAGAAAUCUUAUUCACUGUAUAAUGGUGCUAUUUUGUAGUUUGUUACUUGCGAGGGUUGGCUAAAAAAAACAGAAAGUGCUUGGAGGCUAAACAGAUUGUUUUAGGUCGUCCCUUUUGCACAGCCUUCAGGCCACCAUUUUCAUAGUGUGUUUUUAUUUUUAACGGUAAGCUAGUUAAAUAAGGUUGUCGUGUAAGAAGGCAAAAUGUAUUUGUGUGACAUCUGUGAAUGCAUGGAGAAAAAAAAAACAUUAUGUUGUGAUCCCAAGAAAGGCUAAUUGCUAUUUUUUCUACGGUUUUUAAAUUAUAUUUAUUGUUUUGAUGAAUGAAAAUUCCCUAGAGCUCCUUAUGCCAAAUGUAGUGAGUGACAGAGAGCACUGUGAACUAUGUUCCUUGAGGUGAAGACAUUGUGGUCUCUUCCAAUGAGUGUGCUUUGUAAACAACACCACUUGCUAAGAUGUGUAAGACUAUUAUUUCUUCUGUAUAACCACACUUCUUGUUUUGUCAAAUUGCAUAUUUGUUUCGACAUGCAGCAAUCCAGUACAUUGUAAUUACAGAGUAUUUAUGAAAGAAAACAUGGUACAACAUUGCAUUAGCAACUCAAACCUUCUGCAUGAGAUUUCAGUGAUUAACAAGACCAGCCAAAGAUUAUGAAAUUUGUUUUCUCUGUUUACAAAUCAGUGUAGAAUUAUCAGCAUUCAGUUCUAUCCAAUUCAGAUCAUUUAUAGUAGUUCAACUGGUAUGCCAUGAAAAAGCAUUGUCUCCAAGGACACCUAGUAUAGGCUGAAAGAGGCCACAUCUCUAUGUGUUCUAAGUACUGUUCUGAGAAUUUACCAAAGAUGAAGACAAAUAUUCUGGAAUACUAACACAAAUUCUGGAAUACUAACCUCUCUGUCUGAUGAGAAUGUGUCACACAAUCAGAGAGGGGUUAAAGCGGAGUAAUCAAGAAUCUUUGACACAGUCUUCGUUUGUGUUCCAGUCACAAAAAUGAUGGAUCACAAUCACAAUGGCAAUUUUCCAUUGCUAUUCAUCUACGUAGAACACAUUUUUUACACGGAUGAAGUAAGUCGGCAAUAAGUGGCCAACAUGGUUAACAACAAGAGGAAACAAAUUAACAGAUAUUAGCAUACACGUCUUGUGUGAAGGUUUGGGCUCGUCAUGUGUAUGCCGCGGUUAAUGUUUCAGUUAAAGAGUUUUUUCUUCUGUGUGAUUUAUCUUGCUGUAUGUUUUUUUUUUUCGUUUGUUUGUAACAACUCAUAUCUGUAUGUAUCAUGUCACCAAAUAAUGACACAAAACACAAAAAAAAGAAAAGCAAAAAUGUAAACCAAUAUUGCUGUUUAAAUAAAAACUGAAAAUGAGUGCUUGAUUAUAUGAAAACUUACACUAUUGACAAAAAAGAACAAGACUGUGGCAAUUACGAAGCUAAUCAUCAAAAUAGGAUGUCUGGUUGAAGGACUGUCAUUACUGGUGCUCGACUGCCUUCUGUAGAAAUGAUUAAAAAAUAAAUGACAGAUUGUUCACCACUCCUGCUGAAUAAACCACUAGUCAAUACCAAGAA
Alosa alosa (allis shad) is the source of this 4001-nucleotide messenger RNA. RefSeq names its product insulin-like growth factor 1 (gene igf1). The record is from RefSeq and is a predicted model, not a curated record. Gene Ontology annotation, cellular component: extracellular region. Gene Ontology annotation, molecular function: hormone activity; growth factor activity. NCBI's taxonomy places the organism in Eukaryota, Metazoa, Chordata, Actinopteri, Clupeiformes, Clupeidae.